This is a messenger RNA of Diorhabda sublineata, 888 nucleotides long. RefSeq lists its product as uncharacterized. NCBI's taxonomy places the organism in Eukaryota, Metazoa, Arthropoda, Insecta, Coleoptera, Chrysomelidae. The record is from RefSeq and is a predicted model, not a curated record. The coding region runs from base 1 to 888 and encodes 295 amino acids. Gene Ontology annotation, cellular component: extracellular matrix. The transcript has 2 exons.
AUGAUAAUUGGAAAUUUAAAACGGAAGUACCCCAUUCCAGAGAUAGCAUUUUUCGUACUAUCAAUAGCUGUGGUUAGCGCUGGGGAAGUUUCUGAAUCUGAACCAUCAACAAAUGCACCAUGUACUUCAGAAAAUGGGAUUAUACCUACAGCCCAUGAUACUAAUACACCAGUACCACAAUACACUUCUCCAAUCCUUCAACAAUCACUCAAAGAGCUAUCGGUUCGACCGGCUACAUAUACCAUUCAACAAACUUCAACAGAUAAACCAACACCAAUAGUUCCACACGUCUUCCAACAAUCAUCUCAAGCACUUGAGCAAGCAGCUCAAUUCCAACAAGUUCCGAUUCUUCAAUAUGCAGUACGAAUUGCAGUACCACAACCUUUAUAUCAGUAUAUUUCCAAACAAAUACCAGUUGAAGAAGAAUCUAAUUCAAUCGAUCGGGAAGUUGAUGCACAAGAAUUUCAACAUCAACGAAUUGUGCCUCAAGUCCAAUCAGAGAGAAUUAAUCCUGUUACACAUUACUCAGAUGUAUCAGAAUCUACCACACAACAACCAUAUUCUGAUGGAGAAGAUAACACUGCAGUGAAAUAUAAUGAAGGAACAAAAGCAACAUCACUUGAUACUUCUAAAGAUGACUUUGACAAUAAUCCUCAAUACGUAUUCGGAUAUGAUAUUGAAGAUACAUUUACAGGAGAUAGUAAAAGACAAAGUGAACAAAGGCAAGGAGAUGUAGUACAUGGAGUUUAUUCUCUAAUAGAUCCUGACGGCUAUAGAAGAACCGUAGAUUAUACUGCGGAUAGUGUGAAUGGAUUCCGUGUGAGCAUUAGAAGGGAACCUGUAAACGAUAGGUUAGCUAAAUAUGAGAGGAACAGUAGCCCUAAAUAA